GUGCUCUUAGCAAUUUGUCUAAUAGUAAUCUGAGCUAACACGAAAGACUAGAAAGAAAGGAAUGGAAACACAGACAGGGGCACAAACUAGAUCUGCGCUUCACAGGGAGUCUCAGUUCAUAACCAUGUUUAUUUGCUCCAGAGUGGCUUGCCAAUGGUUAACUUCAUCAAGUAAAUUGGAGAUAGCUUGGUUGGCUGCUCUGAAUUUCAACUAAGAAACAAGAUGCAUGCUUCUGGAUGAAUUCCUACUGUAUGCUGGACAGAAGCAGUGCAGUGGGAGCUCGGCACUAUAAUCUCCAGACUCGUUCCUGUUCUGAUUGCAGGCACCUUCACGAAUAUGUUUGAGCUUGCAGGAUAAUGAAUGGUCAGGUGACAGUGUUCCUAUUUGUUGGAUGCUUUCUUUUCUACAGAGUGAGUCAUAUACCAAGCAGAUUGUUUGUACCUCACUAACCAAGUACUGUCUUCUUGCUAUAUCUAACAGAUCUAUACAGGUAAGAAUUCUAUGUUAGAAGAGGUCUUAAUUUAUAGGGUCAGGUUUAACACUAUUAUGUUUCUUUGUCAAGUUUUGUUGCUGUGUUCACUGCAUACUUAGUUUUAAUUCUAUAUCUUAGUUUAGAUUUGUUUUGGUAAUUUUAAUGUAUGUAUCUGUAAUUAUUUCAAUAUACUAACUCAAAAAGGAGCUCUGUUGUUUUACUAACUGAUUACCAAAAUCUAGUUUGAAAUAGCUGAAUUGCAUUAAAUCUGAAAUUCAGAUGUCUUUUAGAUAUUUUCAAAUUGAAGUUUCGGCCUAAUUUGUUCAAGUUAUCAAGCCAGCACAAUUCAAUGUUUAGAGAGCAAAGCCCAUUGUUUUUAACGCACAAAACAGGUAAGAGAAACUCAUAUGUUCUAAUAGACUUCCUUACCUUUGUUACCAUAGGACAUAAUAAUGAUAUUGACAGGUAUAGUCCUAUCAUUAAUCACCGUAAGCCCUGAAAGUCUUUGUACUAAUGAUUUGUCAAACCCUUGCUAUAUGAACUUUUGAAAAGAAAUAAACAAAAACUAUUAAAAAGUAUACUGACGUUUAAAAGCAGAUAAACAGAUGCAUGUUUUGUUUAUGUAUGCGUUUGCAAUAGUUGACACUGUAUAGUAUCAAAUGGCAUCCAUGACAGCAAACAUUUUUCAAAUUGAUGUGUAUGUAAAUACGUUUUGAAUGUAUUGCUAUAGUAUUUUAUAUUUUAAUGCACACAGCUUCAUCAACAUAAUACCCUUUACAUCAAUCAUCCCUUUCUUUGAUAAUCCUGUCAAGAUUAAGAGCAAUUCAGUGAUGUGUUGUAAAUAAAGAUAUACAUGUUCUUUUAGAUAAUAAUUUGAAAUGAUGCAUAAUUAAUUGUUUUAUGCACAAUCCAUUAUUUUCUGCUGUAAUUAGCAGUGGUUUAAAUUAUCAAUGUAUACCAGCAUUUCAGAAAUUAUAAGUAGUGCAAAUUCAUGGUUUUAUUUUAGUUAUAAUAGAAACUGUCGUGAUAUGCUUUAAAUAACUUGCAAUUGAUCUAAUGUAAAUUAGUCUCAUAUUUUAAAUCCAGAGUUCUUCAGAAAUAUCCUAAAACAAAAUACGUCCACCUCUUAGUUAAAGGGUAUCAAUACAAGAAAUUGCUUACUUUUUAUAUUUGUCAUGCUGCUUUAUUGUCCUUUUUAAAUGUGUUCUGUGUGUGGCAUUUUAAAUGUUAGAAGCUUAGUUAUAAAUACAGGGGUGACAAUGACUUUCAUAUGUAUAUCUUUCAGUCUCUUGUAUACUGCAGCAUUGAAAAAUAACAGGUAAGUACUCACCUGACUUAAAAGAAUGAAAACCAUUCAUGGUAACAUCAAUAUCAUUAGGAUUGUGACAAAAUAAGACACAACAAUUGCUCAGAUCUUUAUACUGUUUUUCACAUAAAAUAAUAAGUAUUACAACAAAACUCUUUUCUGUGGUACAUUUUGAUGAUAUAUAUGAAUGUAUGUUUCUGCUAAGUGCUUUUUAGUGUAGCCUUUGCAAGCACUAUAAAACAGGAGCAUGUCAUUUUUGGUACAUAGCAGGGUUAAUUUUAAAGUGAAAAUAACAUAUGGUUAGUGAUUACAACAUCUGAUCAAUUAUCUUCAAAACACAUACUUGUUUAAAAACACGGUAUACAUUAUGUAUACAUCCUGUAUACACUAUGGAAAUGUGUAUAAUUCUCCACCUUUUGGGUCAAAUGAAUAUAUGUCCUAGAGAAUGCUUUGGUUACUAUACAUACACACCAUGACAGCAUUUCACUGAUAGCAUAUUACAAAUUUGCCUAAAUAGUUAUUGUAACUGACUACAACCACAUUCUAAUUUCUAUUUGCUUGGGAUACAUUACAUUGCAGCUGAUAAUGAGUACAAUGCAAAUUUUGUUUGUGUAAUGUGCAGCUGUUGUGAAUUUGUGUUUGCCCUAGCUUUGGGUGAUUUCCUCAUUCUCCUGUUAUAUUUAACAUACAUACACAAUCUGAGAAUUAAGGAUUUAGAUAGGAUUAAACUUUGCUAACAUAAUUUAGUAGCCUCUAAUUUUAAGACUGAUUUCAUCAUCAAUGUAGAGUGUUGAUUCUGGUUCAAGAACAUACGCUAAAGCCAGUCAGAAAAAAGAAUGGUUUAUGAAUCAUUGACAAAACCGUUUAAAACAUACAACAAUUAUGUAAAAACUUAAAAAUUAAUAAAAUAUUGUCUAGUGAGUCUCUUAUGGUUAUGAGAUUGUAUACUCUGCAAUUUGAUCAGUAUUUUGACUUAAAAACAUACAAGUAAUAAUUAUUUAUUUUAUCUUUAAUACUAAUAAUUUCUUUCAUACUUUAAAUGUGUAUGUUUGGGGCAGCAGAUAAGGUCUGUGACCUUGUUUGUGUGUUUUAUGUUUUCUUCUUGUUAAAGUACGAUCUACAUCUGGUUUGGAUGAACACACAAUGUUACCUGCUCUUGAAAAAUCUGUUUUAUAUUAUUGGUUUAAGAAUUAUAGACUUUUUUAAUUAACUAUCUUGUAAUACUGAGACAUUGUUACAUAGCACACUAAAAUUGCAUUUGGUAUAGUCCAUGUCAGUAAUAAUAUUAGAACAGAUAUUGUUUUGAAGGAUAUUCAUGUUUAUUUUUAUCAGUUGGUUUUUGAUGUUUGAUAGAACACUGGAUUAAAGAUAGAGUGCAGAGGGAAGUUGCAAAUCGGACAUUUUCAAAUUGGACAAAAUUAGUUAGUGGAGUACCUCAGAGUUCUGUCCUGGGUCCACUUAUCUUUAAUUUGUUUAUAAACGAACUUGAAGAGAGUUUUCAAACUCAUGUGUUUGCAGAUUACACAAAUUUAGUAAGAUCAUAGAGUUUGAACAUGAUAUAACUUUUCUACAGAGAGAUUUGGAUAAAUUGAGAGACUGUUCAGGCAAGUGGCAGGUGAGUCAUGCACUUUGGAUUAAAGAACCCAGAACCCACUUACACAUUAAAUGGGGUUGAGUUAGGGAUAACAUCAAAUGAGCUGGCAAUAAUUAUAGAGCCAACUCAAGACAUUGUCCUGUCUGGGUCCAAAGAUGAAAUGCUGCCCUUGCCUCACCAAAACCACACCCACCAAAAUAUGUCCACAUCCAUUAUUAUGUGCAUUAGUGCGUGAUAUUUGGAUAGCUGUGAGAGAUGCAUGUGGCAUUGUUGCUAGUAAUGUGUGUAAGUAGUUGUGACUAUGAGUUACUGUAAGGGAUGUUUGUUGCUGUCUAUUGGUAACUGUGAGUGAGGUAUGUGGCUAUUUGUGGGUAUCUAUCUGAGCUAGACUGGGAGAAGAAACAUGCGAAACAGCCCACUUUCAGAUUUUACAAAAGCAACUUUAUUUUUUUUACAUAUUUAUAAAUAAUUAGACUUCAUUAACUCACACAAGUACAAACAUCUAGAGCAGGGGUAGGCAACCUACGGUACUAGUGCCAUACACGGCACUCGAGGUGCCUUUGCACGGCACUCAAGGCUACUAGAACCAAGCUCUGGCCUAUUAGGAGUCCCAGUAAAACUUCAGAUAUCUGCUAAUACGAAGAGGGACAAUCCUCAAUUUACUUCAGAUAUAUGCUAAUACGAAGAAGGACAAUCCUCAAUUUAUGCAUUGCAGCACGUAGAGGAAGUGAUCUCAGAGCACUUCAUUCCAACACUUGUGAAUGGGAAUCCACACAGUAUUAGAGCAGCUCGCAGUUGUUGCAGCUCCUGUCCUUGACCUGUACCUGGCUGGCCAGGUCCCCACUGGAACCCAGGGAAGCCACCCACACUGCUUGAUAUAAACAGAAAUGCAGAAUAACCCUCCCCGCAUACAAAUAAUAUGGACAGCCCACACACAAACAUGCACACAAUCCGCACAAACUGAACACCACUGACAAUCCACAUACACGCACACAACCCCACAUGCAGCCUCUCACAUGCAAUACCCCAAACAGCCCCCACACACUACCAAACACACAAUGUGACAUAUCCAUCCACACACACAAUUCCACAAACAGCCCCCAUACACAGCCCACAUUCAUAUGUAUCCUACACAAUACCAUAAACUACUCAUGAACAUAUACAAUAUAAUAGCUCAUAUAUGCACAAAUACAACGAUGCAAAGCAAUUACAGUAAAAAUAACACAAGCAGAAUACAGCAGCAUACACGCCUCAAUUUUAAAAAAAUAGGACCGGCACGCUACGGGACAUCACAAUCCUAUAUCGGCACAGUGCUGCUAAAAGGUUGCCUACCCCUGAUCUAGAGACUGCAAUCAGUUACAUAAGUAUGCAUUUGCAGAUGCAUACAGACACACCUCAUGUAUGCACAGAUGCAUCAUUCAUACUCGCAGAUGCGCACAGAUACAUAAUUACAGUCUCACACUCACGAAUAUCUACAUCAAGCCACAUACAUAUACUUGCAGAAACAUAAAUAUACAGAACAGUCAGCACAUCUGUGCGCAUCUGCGAGUAUGAAUGAUGCAUCUGUGCAUACAUGAGGUGUGUCUGUGUGCAUCUGCAAAUGCAUACUUAUGUAACUGAUUGCAGUCUCUAGAUCAGGGGUAGGCAACCUUUUAGCAGCACUGUGCCGAUAUAGGAUUGUGAUGUCCCGUAGCGUGCCGGUCCUAUUUCUUUUAAAUUGAGGUGUGUACAAAAACAUAAAGAUAAUCUCUCAAAUACACACGCACAGAUACAUAAUCUGUCAUACAUGCAGAUACUUACACAAAUACAUGUAUGAAUAAGACAGAGAGUUGACAGUUACACUUUUCCUUUACUUUACAAUCAGAGAUGAAAAUUUGCUUCCAAACCUCAUCCUGUGUAGCUAUUUCCUACCCCACGUAGUUAACCGAAGCCCACCUCCAAGACCAGCACUUUGCUGCACUUUGCUGGACUGAGGUCACAGACUCAUGGCAGUAAACAAUGUUUUUUAAAUACCAUGAGCCCACUUGGCAAUUGAUUGAAGAGCACAGAGCUAGUCAGGGAGAUCUUUUGACAUCCCUCUCUGCUCUAGUGCUCCUCAUACAGAAUUUUUACCUUCGUAACCCACAAUUUAAAAGGAAAGUAAGUAUACAGCAAAAGGAUGAAGAUUGAAGAAAAGACAGAUUUGUGUUACAAUAAUGCUUACCACUGUAAGCUCUGGUCCAAAGGCUGCCUGGUGAUGGUGAAGCUUCACAUGCAGAUCCCUCGCGCUUCUGUGCACAAAAAACAGAGAAGCCCGCCAUUCUAAAAAUAAUACUUCCUGGAAUCCUGUCAUGUAGAAGACAGAAGGAGACCAACAAGUUUUUACUAUAUACUAAUAACUUGGUGAUUGGGGCCCAGGCCCCUUACACAUUGAUUGCUUGUGGAGUAAAAGUCCUACAUUCAGUCUGCAGACAAGCAGAUAAACCCUUGCUGCUAACUAGUUAACAUGUGCAAGGGGUGGAAAAAUACUGCCCAAGUCAAAGUGGCACCUGUGGCCAUCAUGAGCCAUGCAUUCUGUCUCAGGAAAGGGUGAAUGUGAACUAAAUCUAAAAUAUGUUGGUAGCAAGAUUUAGAGAUUUGAUGUGAUAGGUUAUAAAGAAAGGGCUGCCAAUAUUAACACAAGGCACUUGUGGUGUUAGACUGAUGGUUACACCCUUGAGUGUGAGCUGAUAUGUUGGAUGGUGUAUUGGAAAGAAGAGGCUAAAGAAGUAUUACAAUCUUGGAAAUUUUGAGUGUUAAGUAAUGGGCAGAAAGGCAGGUAGAGACUGAUGAAAAAGGUGAAUUUAAUGAUGUGAUUCAUAUUUUUUGGUAUAAGUGAAACUGAAUUCUAAAAUAUAUCAUUGUAUUGUCAAAAGCUGGAGCCUUGUAGCAUGUCAGUGAAUUAACACAUUUAAUUUAGGGCACAAUAUAAUCUGGUCAGCUUGGUUGUUUUUUGCUAAUAAGACAGUGAUUAGUUUUUUUUCUUAUAGUAAAAUUGUUGAAGGUAAACCAUUUAUUAUUUUGAAACUGUUUCCAAUUCUGGUAGUGAAUCACACUCGUCCAACUUUAUUGCAGCUUUAAACAUGAAGGGAGCUAUAGGUAAAAUCCUGUAACCAAAAUAUGAAUUUAAAGAAUUUUAGGUGAUAAAUACUAUAUUUGAAUCAAUUCAAGGUGGCUAAUAAUCAUGUAAAUAUAAAAACAUAUUUACAGGGUUGGAAUGAAGGUAUCUUUAUUUCAGCUGUCUUACAGCACACAUUAGGCUGAUUGACUGGUAAAUAACUUCAGUUUGCCAAUUGUAACCAUUCACUCAUGUAAACAACACAUAACUAGACAAUCAUAAAUACAUACAUCACAUGUUGACAUACACAAACACACACCACAUACUUGUAAUUAAUAUAUUCCCGAUCUCUUUAUGCUUCUCUUUUCACUUCUUCCAGGGGUCAAUAGAGAAGUUGACAGAAUCUGAAGAUUCAGGAGUCUAAUCAAAGAAUUUUAAGGGUGUUUAUACUUCAUGAUUUCACAGAGACAGCUUCAGGGCUUCCACAGGCCAUACUUUCUCAAAGCACUGGAAGGAUGUACUGUCAUAUGUGAUAAACUUGUGAUUUGGCCAAACUGGUUUUCAAUACUUUUACUAUAGUCAUAGAAUAAAUAUGUCAGUCAAGGGGUUUAGAAAGUCACCUUCAGACUGGAAUUUCAGUGUGUGAAUUGGUGUAUAAAACAAUGCUUUCACAUUAAAUUUCAGUCAUAACAAGGUUUCAUAGUCAAAUAUGUUUAAAUGGAAAAGUUGCUUUGAUAGGUAAGCGUGCGUAUACAGGAAGACGAAAAGCAUUCAGUGCAUUCUUUACCUGACAUUUGAAUUUUUUGCCUUGGGUAUAGUGGGUAUUAUGUAAUUUUCUAAAGUUCACAGGGUGUGUCACAAACUAUAGAAUGCAUGUUUUUAGUUUCAAAGCAAAUUGUCUAAUUCCACUGACCCUGCAAUUAAUUUGUUCACAGUGAUCCUUUGUGUACUUUGGUGAUUAAAUUGUUGAUACAUAUUAUACUUGUAAAAGUGUUAUUUCACAUAUGCGUGGCAGGUUUCUUCAGUUGAAGGAUUUCUGGAUGUUUAAUCACUCAGUAAAGGAAAUUACUUAGACAAUUGCUCUGUUAAAGUGCACAGAAAUCAGCAUAAAUGAUGUGAAAUUGAACACUUUGUAGUCUUAUGUUCAGGAAUAAUAAGAGACAUUACUAAGUAGUGAGUCUUAAAGCAUUGCUUCUCAAACAAGUUUUAAAAAGAACACUCAAAACAAUGUUUACUAUGCCAGGAGAACACUGACAUCACAACUCAGUGUAAGUAGUCAAACCGUUUUAGAAUUGGUUUGACUUAUUACCUUGGGUCUGCUGCACCUUGCUUCCUGACACCGUUGCAGUUUACAGGAGAGCUGAGCUAAGUCCGGCACUGCUGUCUGACACAUUGAGUGUGAUCAGCUGAUGCUCUCAGUCAAUGAGCUAGCUCUGCAGUGCAGGGCCUAGUUUAGGAGAGCUACUGGAAGCUCCUUAAAAAGAUCAGCUAGCAUUCCUGUAUGUUGAGAGGAGGUGGGAAACAGCGCCAUAUAGACCCCAGGUAAGAACUUGAUGCAUUUUAAAGUGCAUUAGGAAACAGUUGGUGCCCUUGAUGCUACAGCACAGUGUAGUGGUUAUGGUUGUUGAAGUGUUCCUUUAAGUACGAACUGUGGGUUAGGAUUCUGAGAUUAGCCAACUCUGUUUCAUAGAAUAAACCGAUAAAAUAUGCUUCUAGACAGUUAUUUUAUUCCUAGAAAUAAAACUAUAACAAACCAAAAAGAAAAUCAUGUGUGAUGCUUUUCACUGCCAUUCAGUAAAACCUGUCAAGAUAGAACCAAAAAGAUUUUGGCUCAACUAAAUGAAUUCCAGUCAUGAAACAUCCAUUCAUGAACUAAUAAAAUGCAAAUCAUUCCAAUAGUGAACACACUUCUAAGUAACUGAAUGUAACAAUAAAAAUGAACAGGUUUUAUCCUUUGUGUCAGAUCCAGCUAGAACUGAAAAUCACCUCUCAGAAUUUUGUCUAGCACGCUUUUGUCUUGUUUAUAGUAUUCUAAAUAAUUUCUAAAGCUAUGCGGGAAGCAGUUAACCUGGGUCUAAAAUAAACCAUAUCUGUUUAAGAAAAUGGCUUGACUGAUCCAUUAACAGGAAUCAUAGACAAAUUAAAUUGAUAUGUAUUAAUAUGUGGUGGACUGGUAACUGAAUUGUAAAAAUCAGGGUAAAAGAGGACAAAUAUGACAAAAGCAGAGGAGACAUUUAACCAAAUAAGCAUUUUUGACAACAUUUUUUUAAUUCCUUUUUGAAUAACCUCCAUGGUUUUGUGACACUUAAAUUAUGCUUUUGAUUCAAGCAAAGCAUGUUUGAAAUGCCUAGCUUAUAGACAUUUUUGCACACCGGUAAUCAAUGUUAUUCACUAAACCCUGAACUGUUAAAGUUUUGCCAGGGAAUUGCUAAUUGUGGCCAAAAUAACUGAAUAUAUAUUGACUAUAUAUUUUCCAGUUCACUUGUUUAGCUUAAAUGUUUUAAUUCACUACCAGUUCACAGUUUAUUGAAUAUCACAGAAUUUGUUUGUGCUUGUUUUUGAAGCUAAGGUAAUCUGAAAGUUAAGUGGUCAUGGAAGGCUUAUUAUAGGUGACACUUAAAUAAACACACUGAGACAAGUCAAAAUAAGCAUGUAAAUGUUAUGGGAUGUAGUAGUUCUUUGUUUUACUGCUUAGAGAAGUUCAGUAAGCAGGUGACAACAGCUGCGGGAAAAGAAAAAAAAAGAGAGAGGAUAAUUCUUACUGUCUCUUUUCAGAAAACAGCUUGUAUUCGUGGUUGCUGAUCAGAUCAUGGUCGCUGCAUGCUCAAAGAAAAAACAUAUUUUUUUCUGCUGAAAUGCAAAACUUUGUCAGCAACAGUAAAAAUAUGUAGCAUAAUUUUUCUAUUAUUAGGGCUGGAUAUCCUCCAAGGCAGUUUCUGUUUUUGCUAACUGAUCAUUUAAUUGUAGUAUCUAAAUAGGUCUGUAACAGGGCAGGGUGGAUUUUGAAUGACCUAUUGUGAAUGCAUUUUUUGGCUUGUGCAGACAUGCAUGCUAGUAAAUAAAAUAACCUUAUUGUAUGUAACAUGCUAAUAACAGUACUACAAAGAUUAAGGGCCACUCUGCCCAUGCACAAAUGCUAUAUACUUUGGAUAUAACAUUAAGGGUUUCCUGUAAUUUAAGAAUAUUAUUAAAAAUACUGAUUAUUUUAUAGAAUCUUCACAUUCUAAUGGUAUGCAUUUUUUGCCAUGCAGUAUAUAUGUGUUUUAUUUCUAAAGUUAUAAAGGUUAUCUGUUAAACUCUGAAUGUGCCCCCAUGUAGCAUAAUUAAGAAUUAUACACCUCCUAAAUUCCCAGUUUAGGAGAGACAGUCCAUAUGUUUUGCCAAAAUCCCCCUGUUCCUCUUUCCAUCCUACUGUCUAUCUUUCUAGGAAUUCCAUUUUGUUGAUAUUUGAGUGUAUACCAGUGCUCCACAGCAUUAAAAGACCACUUAACACCCCAAAACACUCAGACAAGCUCCUCCAGACCUCAGGCAAUGUGCAAGUGCAGGCUUGCAUGAGCAUACGCAGAGAUCUUUGGUUAGUUAUGUCCCUGUGAAGAGAUUGAAAGUCUCUUCCGUGAAAAAAAGGUGAGGGCUUGCUAAGGCUGCAGUUCUUAAGAUCUUCAGCCUUUGCAAACUCUUUUAAGAUAUACCCCCAAUUAAUACAUACAUGAGAAAUUAAUGCAUGCAUUUGUUGGGGUUAUAUCUACUAAACAGUGAUUUUCUUGUUUUGCCCAUUUGGGAAGUGGAAUGUUCAUUUAAUGCACACAGCAAUGUGUUUGUUAACUGUAACAAAUGUGUUUAUAAAUCAGUCUGCUAAAAUAUAAUUUGUUCUUGUUCUAAAUUCAAUUUUAGUUGCAUAAAUUGUUCUUAGUAAAUCACAUACAAUUUCUCAGAACAGCCCUGCCACUGCUCACACCCUUAACUACACCCCUAAAAUUUAAAUAUCCCCCUAUAUCCAUCUGAAGGCUCUAAUUCAUAUUCACAAUAUAAUUAUAUAUAUAUAUAUAUAUAUAUAUAUAUAUAUAUAUAUAUAUAUAUAGUCAGAGCUUGUCAUACAUUUUAAAAAUCAUGACUAAUGGCCCAUGGAAAACUAAAAAUAAAGCAGGACAAGGUUGACACCAAUACUCACAUAAAGUCAAAAUGCAACAUGGAUUCUUAAGUCAAUUUACAUUUGCCAAAAAGUCAGAAGAUUUCCGAAUUCCAUGCAAAGUAUAUGGUAAGCAUCCUUGAAAAUUCCUGCAAAGGAUAAUCUUAAAACGUCUUAACAAAUCACCUAUCUUUAGGAUAGGAUUUAUACUAACAUUUAAAGUAGGAUUUGAGCCUCUGGCUAGAAAGAGCUAUAACCCUUAGGCUGGAGUAGUUGUUAGUACGAUUAACCUGCAUUUAGUAAAUGCACAUUCUAAAGAAAUACUUGUCUAAUAAAUGGAUUAAUAAGCCCUUCUUUCUGUUUGACUAAAUAAAGUCAUGAUGAUAAUUGUGUCAUGAGUCAAGAAAUGUAUUAUUUUACCACCUGUCCUCAGGAAAGAAGGGGAGGUCAUGGAUGCAUGGUAUAAAAGAAAGCGGACAUGAGGACAGCUUGCCAGUGAAAUAAUAGAUCAACACUAAUCAGUUAAACUGCUAUGUAACUUAACCUGAAGAAAUACUUAGACAUUGGAAAGGAAAUAGACAUUAAAACAGAUGUGUUGCAUGCUUAAUUUUUUUUAUUUUUUUUUAAAACUCAUACACCUUGGAAAUCAUUGACAUGAUUGAUUGCAAUCUUAGAAUACAUUUAGAAUAAGGAAACAUUUCUUCUACAUUAAUGGUGGUGGUAUCUAGUGUCUAUAAUCACAUCUUGGCUGUUUAAGUCACCAAUGAAAAUCAUGAAUUACCUAUUUUUCUUGUGUGUAUAUUUUAUACUAGUAAAAAGUAUGCCCCUAUUCUGCAGCCAUAAACAUGUGUAUUCUAACAUUAUUUGCAGGGCCCUUGGUGCCGUGUAACCUAUAAAGCUGUCAAUUACUCCUACAGCUGUAUGAAACUUAGAAGCAGUCAUGUUCUCCCUGCAGGUCUCUUCAUUUUGUUGGCAUGGCACUGGCACUUUGUGUGAGAUGAGAGGAUGGUUUAGGACAGGGCUGUCCAACCUGCAGCCCCCCAGAUGUUGCUGAACUACAACUCCCAUGAUUCCCUGGCUAUCUGUUUCAUUGAAAGAAUCAUGGGAGUUGUAGUUCAGCAACAUCUGGGGGGCCGCAGGUUGGACAUGCCUGGCUUAGGAUGUAACAUCAAAUUCAUGCUUUCUCUCCACAUGCAGCAUGCUCCAGCUACAUAUAUAAUUGAUUGGGAGAUAGAGCAUCUCCAAGUGCAGAGAGAAGCUAAAAGUGGAUUGUAGACAAACACAAGGGUAGUGAAAAGGCAGCGACAUUAGGGGCUGAGAUGGGCCAGAUGCACAGGUAAGUGAGGAAGAGACAUGUUGGGCUGAAAUGGAACAAAUACACAUGUGGAGAAAUAGAGGGAAACAUUGAGGGUGAGGUGGGGCAAAUACACAUGAGGGGUGACAGGUAGACACAUUGGGGGUAAGAAACAUGUAGAGUGUUAUCAGAGGAAAUGCGGUUGAAAGGAAGAAACUCAAGUAAAAGAUCUAGGUUACAAACAUGCAGGAAUGAUACGACAGAUAUAUCCGUGUGAUAAGGCAGGUCACUGGACUAUACCCUAAUAUUCAGAAUCUAGGAUAACAAUAACCGACUAGAUAUAAACACGUAUUAACGCAUCUUAGAGUAUCUGGGCUUAACAUAAAUUGGAGAAAUUGUGGUAAAACACAAGCCAAGGGCAGGAUAACAGAAAGACAAAAUAAACAAAUAACUAGCUGGACUUAGUAAAUAGUAAUAAAAGGACAUAUUUACUAAUCAGGUUAAGGUUACAGAAAUGCUCAGAGUCAAGACCUAGUGAAGGUCAAAAACAGACAGAAACAAGAAAUGCACUUAGUGGAUAUUAGGAACAGAAAGCGUGCUAGGGCCCAGUAAAUGGGGCCAAAGAAGUUUAUAUAGUGUUAGGUGUGAUUUGAUUAGUCCCUUUCAUACCUGUAGAAUGUGAUGUGGCAUUCACUCUGAGCCUUUAAAAAUACACUCUGAAUGUGAGCAGCAUUCUUCUUCCUGGAAUUUGUUCUGUGUGAAUGGCUUAACCUUUCAGCGAACACGGCUCAUAAGGGGAUAUCUGAUUGUUGCGCUUACCAGGUAAGUAACAUUACAGGCAAGGAAACAAGUGUUGAUAUGGGAAGGACAAAUGGAAGGUGAGACAGAUGCAUUGCUGGUUAAAAUAAAGAAAAGAGGGGAGAGAUAUGAAGAAGUAUGGGACUAAGGAGAAGCAACACAGGUGGGUGAGGUAAGGAUAGAAGUGGCAGGAGAUGGAGAAAGAUAUACCUACCCACUCUCUAGAAAUUAAUUCCCUGGUUGUCCAUGGUGCAGCCUCUCUCCCUCGUGAUUCCAGUGCUGUGUGUGGGAGUCAAAGAGCAGAAGCCAGUUUGCAAGGUCAUUGAUCCCAGUGUGCACCUGCCUCCUGCACUUGAAAGGUAAAAUACAGGGCACUCAGAUUAGUCUUGGGUGAAAAAAUGUCUAUUCCUAUCACUGAUAAUAUGUAUGGUGUAUGAGUUUAUUACAGAGUAUAAACAACACAUACUUUUUUUCUGUAAACCACAAUACAAUCUGGCUAUGACCCUCCCAAGCUCAAUCUCUACCACCACAGAUAUUACAUGGAUCAGUCAGAGGGGUUGGAUUUACAAAUCAAAGAAUGACAUUCUGAUUUAUACACUAUGUUGUCUUACAAUUAUGUGCCACUUUAACUGUUCAUUGCAUUCUCCACACUAUGCCUAUUCUGAGCACCUGUAAGGUAAUCAGGCAACAGUGUAUGCUCUCCUACUUAUCUUCCAUAGUUAUAUAGGCUGAAAAGAGACUUACGCUCAUCACUUUUUCUGUUACCUUCAUUGCACUGUCAUUGGCAUGUUGACCUUACUUUUCAGCAGAAGCCGUAUGUCAAUUAUCUGAGCCUGGGAUAUUUGUUUUUACUAGUUUGCAAUCUCCUGUUAUCUGUAAUAUAUGUUUGCAUUGCACAGUAUAGAAAAAUGUAUUUAUCAGUGUAGAUGGUUUCUCUACAAUGAAUCUGAUCAAAGAAAAUGUGAUAUCAAAACAUCUCUCAGAUUUAUACAUUAUUGCCCUAUGUUGAGACUUCCAGGGAUUUACAUUAUAUUGCUAAUUAAAACUGAAACAUCAUUCUAUAUGUAACCAGAGUUAGAUAAUGGAAAAUAAAAAUGCUGUAUUUUUAGAGCCCUACUGUUAAGGAUAUAUAGUUGGAAUAAUUUCAUGCAGCUAUAGUUAAUUUUUAUUUUUUUGUUGUUAAUGAAUAAUUUACAAUGAUGUUGCAUUGACUGGCUCUUCAACUAGCUUGAAGAAAAAUACUGUGGCUAUGCACUAAAAAUAAAAGUUGGUUCCUUUAUCAAUUGAUGGGCUUUCUAUAAGCAGGCUAUGACUAGAAACAUUACGGAAUUCCUAAACAAGGUCUCAUUUUAAGUGAAAUUGUAAUACCAAACAAAUAAAGUUGGGAACAUUCCAGAUUUAAUUUUGGUUGGUAGUGGUACAGAUGUCCUGAAAUGACAAACCACCCAUUGUACGGUGCUAUGGAUUCUGAUGGCGCUAUAUAAAUAAUAAAAUAAUAAUAAUAAUGUAUAUUAUGCCGGAAUAGGGAUUCUAUAAAAUAUGGAUUCAUAGGGUAGUAAGGUGUCAACAAACCUAUGCUGUCAAGCAUGGUGAAUUUAUUUCAAUAGAAUAGUGAAGCAGGUAAUUUUACAAGAUGAUACCAGUUAAUUUAACAAUUUUUUGUAGAAGGAGCACAGUGUUUUAUAGACUGAAUCAGCCAUCUAAAAAUAUUACAUUACCAUGACAAAAUAAUACAUAAAAGGUUAAUUACAAGUGUGCUUUAAAGUGAGAAAAUAAUGUGAAAAACAAGUUGGCUACAAGGCCUGUCUUCUAAAACCUUAGGUACAUGCCUAUCUGCCAGGGAUGGGAUAUAUAUUUAAGAUUACGUAUAUGUAAGAUGAUACACAAAAAGUACCUUUUAAUUAAAUGUAUUUACAUUGUUUGGUAUUUGACCAAUUUUUUUUUUUUUUUAGACAGUACCCACCUGUGUAUUCUACUGCAAUUCCUGCAUCUCAGGCCUUGGUACAUUAGUCAUCAUCAAUAUUUUUUUUUCCUUUCUAAUCAAUCCACAUAUCUUAUUAUACUCUAUUAAACAUUGAUUUACCAAGAGAAAAAAUAAACACAAAUACACUACAAACACAAAGAUGGUGACAGUUCCCUCUCUUAUAGUCCUCUAUAAUAUUCCUAUAUUAAUAAUUGAGUUAGCUUUGUUGUUGCUUUUACUUUAUUCUCCCUUUCUUUCCUAAUUUAUUUCCUAAUUUAAGCUGCUACAGCAGGCUUAUUUAGCCAUUUUUCUAUAUCAACAAUCUUUUUUUUCUUCAGAUUUCUAUUUACACCUUUUUAAUUGUAGGAUUAGCUGUUUUUUUACAAUUUCUCAGUUUGGUAAUAUCUUAGUUCUCCAUCUUCUCCAUCUUCUAGAUAUUGAGAUCUUUGCUGCUAUUAGAGCAUGGGUGAAGAAAUAUUGCAGAUCCAAAUUGUAUUGGCUAAAGUUUAGGUGCAAUAUAAACAUUUCAGGAGAGAAGGGGAAUUUAGUUCCAGUUAGUCCUUGAAUUUUACUUAGAAACAAUUUCCAAAAUUCUUCCAUCAGGGGACAGCUCCACCAAAUGUGUCCCGAAUCUCCUACCUCUUUGUCACACCUCCAGCAUAUGUCUGAUAUGUUCUGAUCUAUUUUAUUCAGGCGGCUAGGGACCAGAUAGAGUCUGUUUAUUAUCUUAAAAUGCAACUCCACUAAGUUUAAACAUUUAAUGUGCUUAGCCAUGCUUUUUUCCCACUCUUUUUUAAUUAAUCCUUAUAUAAUAGUAUUUUUCACUUUCUGGAAGAGCAAAUUUAGUACAUAUUUGUUCAUAUGUUUUGAGAUUUGAUCAUGUCAUUAAAUCUUCUAUAGUUUGUAUACCUGCUUUGCUCCAAUUCUUUAAAUUUAGAUCCUCCAUGUUAUUUUUCAAUAUUAAGAUCAGUAAAGUAUUGAUGAUACAAUUUUUGAGUCCCAGAUUUUUCCUUAUCUUACUCCAUAAUUCUCUAAUAUCUUGUAACACCAUGCUUUCAGAACUUGGUUGACUAUUAUCAGUAUUCCUUUUUUGAGUGAACCAAAAGAAAGUUAACAGAUCUUUAUUGUUAGACAUUUCUUUUUCUACUGCAUACCAUCUUUCUAGUUUAGACUCUGUCUGUUGUGAAAUAAUACAGUGAAAAAGAAUACUCGCUUGGUAAUACUGUUGUAUUAUUGGAAGUCCUACUCCUCCAUGGACUUGAUUUAUCACUAAAAAUGUUUUUGCCAUUCUUGGUUUCUUUGCUUGCCAUUUGAAUUUGGAGAAGGAUUGUUGGAUCAUUAACAGCCAACUAUCAGGUACUCUUAAAGGGAUCAUUCUAAACAAAUACAACCCUUUGGUAGGAUAUAAGAUUCAAUUAUAUUUAUACGGCCCCACCAUGAAAAUUCCAGAGCGUUUUUUUAAGCGUUUAUUCAUUUUAAGAAGUAAUGGAAGAAAAUUGAUCUCAACUAUUUUUUGUGGAUCCACACAAAUAUUUAUUCCCAGAUAAUUAAAUGAUUUCUCAAAAUCAAACCUCUUUCUUAUAUCUUUCUUUUCUUCAAUAUUUACAUUACUAGCUAAGAUAGUUGAUUUGUCUAUAUUUACUUUAUAACCUGAAACCUGUGAGAUUUUUUUUACAAUUGUCAUAAGAUGUGUUAUUGAUUGUAGAGGGUUUUCUAUAGUUAUAAUCACAUCAUCGGCGUAUAUUAUUAUUAUUAUUAUGAUAUUUAUAGAGCGCCGUCAAAUUACGUAGUGCUUUACAAUGGGUGGACGAACAGACAUGUAGUUGUAACCAGACAAGUGAAUGGGAAUAGAGGGGUUGAGGGCCCUGCUCAAUGAGCUUACAUGCUAGAGGGAGUGGGGUAAAAUGACACAAAAAGGUAUAGGUUUAUUUUUAUAUUUUCUUUCUUAUGGUCAAAACCUGAAAUUUUCUCUUCUUGUCUAAUGGCUAAUGCCAGAAGUUCUAAAGAUAUUAUGUAAAGUAGCUGGGAUAGGGGACACCUCUGUCUUGUUCCAUUGCACAAUGGGAACCACUCUGAUCUAAUGUCCUUUCCCAUAAUUCUUGCUGUUGGUACAAUGUAUAGAGCCGAGAUAUUCUCAAAGUCUUCCCUCCAGUCCAAAUGCUUGUAGUGAUUGCCUCAUGAACUCCCAGUUGACCCUGUCGAAUGCUUUCUCUGCAUCCAAUGACAGGGUCAACAUGGGAGCUCCCAUCUUCUGUACGGAGUUCAGAAUGUCAACUAGUCUUCUGAUAUUAUGUGUUGAUGACCUACCUGGCACAAACCCAACUUGAUUUCUAUUAAUCACCUCUGGUAUGAUUUUUUUUUAAGCGUUCUGCUAUCGUGGCCAAGUACAGUUUAAUAUCAGUAUUUAAAAGAGAGACUGGACGAUAGUUCUUUAUUUUCUCUACAUCCUUUUCUUGCUUAGGGAUUGGUUCUAUAUUUGCUUGCAGCAAUUCUGCCGGAAUGCUAUUAGGUGUUCCGAAAGAAUUGAAGACUUCACUUAAAUCCAUUUUGAUAUUAUCUCUUAGUAAUUUAUAGAAGAGGUUGUCAAAUCCGUCUGGCCCUGGGGAUUUAUUCUUUUUUAAUUUGUUAAUGCAAAAGAUCAGUUCUUCUUCUUGAAAUACUUUAUUCAGCGCCUGUAAUUGUGUAUGCGUAAUUUUGGGACUAUUAGUGUUCCCAAGGAAUUCACUGAUAUUCGUCUUUUUAAUUGGAUGCUGGAUAUUAUAUAAUUCCUGAUAAUAAUUCUUGAAGGAUUCUGCUAUUUUUUCUGGCCUCAGUAGAGUCUCCCCCUUAUGGAUGAUUUUAGUAAUGACUCUUUUCGAUUUUUCUUUUUUCAGUCUAUUCGUCAUUAAUGCUUCCGCUCUAUUUCCGGUAUAGUACCAUUUCUGCUUAAAGUAGAUCAGAGCUUUAUUAGCCUUUGCCAUUAGAUGUUCAUUUAUUAAUUUUUCAAUUUCUAUUAUUGAAUUAGUGAUACUGCUUGAUGGAUUAUUUUUAUUUUGGUCAAGUAAGUUAUCUAACUUUAUAUACAGCUCUGCUAAAUUCGCUUUUUUUUAAUUUCAUUUACUUUCUUUAGCUGAUAAACUUAUAAAAAGGCCUCUUAUUACUGAUUUAUAUGCACACCAGGUCAUUGCUGGAGAGACUUCAUUAGUUCUAUUUUCUUUAAAAAAAUUAUCUGUUAUUUCUUUAAUUUGUUUAAGAUUGUCUUUGUCUUUAUUUUUCAGUAUCCAGUCUUUCAUUCUCCAGUCUGAUCUUGUUCUUUGAUAUUUAUGAUCUGACCAGGUAGUAGCUGUUAUAAAACCCUUUUUAAUUUGACUCGCUAAGUUUCUGUCCCCCAGAAUCAGAUCAAUUCUAGAAUAUGAACAGAAGGUUUUGGAGAAGCAAGAGAAAUAUUUUUCUUUCGUGUGGAAUAUCCUCCAAUAAUCCAGUAACUCAGCUUGUUUGAUCAAUUCUAAAAUUUUUUUGCAUUCACCUUCAGGUUUUUAUAAUUAAUUCCUUUUAUUUUAGAGCUCCUAUCAAGCUCUACAUCGAAAACACAGUUGAAGUCUCCCAUAACGAUAACUCGGCCUAUUUUAUUACGUUCAAUUUUAUUAAGCACUUUUUUAAUAAAUGUAAUUUGUGAUUGAUUUGGCGCGUAUAUAUUAACUAACAUAUAUUUUUGGUUAUUAAUUUCUGCUACCAAAAUAAUAUAUCUGCCUUCUAUAUCUAAUUCCUGAUGUAAAAUUUUUAAGGAAAUACUUCUCGAGAACAAAAAAGCUACUUCUCUUUUCUUUUUUUGACUCAUAGAGGCACUAAUUAUAGUACUGAAAAACUUAGAUGUAAGAUUGUUUUUUUCUUGUACUUUCCAGUGGGUUUCUUGAAGAGCUGCUAUCUGAAUUUGUUCCUUUUUUUAAAAUUCAAGUAUUGUAUAUCUUUUAAAUUGUGAAUUAAUCCCCUGUGCAUUAAUCGUUGCUAAUUUCAAAUUAUUUUAUAAAUCCUAUUUCCUUUAAUUGGAGGACUAAGAGGUUCACCAUCAUAACUAACAAACAUUUAAGACACCACAAAAUUGUACAUAUUCUGCCUUUUCUUAGGCCUAGACCUAUGUAUCUACUCCCUCCCUUGUCUUUCUCCUUUCCUGGAUCUCCCAUUGCCUCCAGAGGGGGGGGCAAGACAAAAAUAGCGAGAGAAAAAAACAAACAACACUAACUCUCUACUCAGUGUCGUAUAUAUCCCCAUUCUCUAAACUCGCAAAAGGUUUCAAUACCGAGAUCUGCGAGCUAGAAUACUCUCCUUGGCCAGGAGGAUUGCUAGUUGUUUGUCCACAAGAAGGAAAAAAAAAGAAAAAGAAAAAUAUCUUUCCUAUUUUCCUCUGUCUUUUCUUUUUACACCUCCCAAUUUAAACUUAAAUGUUUAGUCAUAGUCCCUCUUCCUUUCCUUAUUUGUUUAACUUUCAUAACCCUAUAUUAUUAAUUAAUGUAGUGCUUAUAUACUUCUAUGACAUUAAAUUUAUUUUGUGCCUAUAUCUUUCUCUGUUUGUGAUUCUAAUUAUUAGUGCAUAUAUUUAUUUUGUAAAUCAUUAAUUAGCAAAAGAGUGCAAAGUUAAUAUUAAGUCCAAUUCUCUUCAUUUCUGUUGUGAUCUCUCCUUUCUUUUAUCCUUUUAGCCUUUCCUUUUGUCUUGAAAAAGUGUUAACUUACUAGUGCAAUUCUAAUGUUUCUCAUCUGUAUUUCAUAUAAAAUGUCUUAUAUAAUCUUCUUACUUAUUUUCUAAUGUGCAAUCUCUAAAAAUAAAUAAAUAAAUAAAAUAACCUUUAACUCAUUCUUUUACUUAUCUUAUAUUCCCUUCUUGUAUCCAUUGUUCUAAUUUCUGCGGUUUAUCGAAGGUCAGCCUUUGAUUAUUAUAAGUUAGAUUUAUGCAUGUCGGAAACCCCCAUGCAUAUUUAAUUAAAUUUUUCCUGAGAGCUUCUGUCUGCCUGCUAAAUAAUUUCCUUUGGAGUCUCGUCUGGUAUGAGAGAUCUUGGAAUAUCUUGAUUUGCUGAUAAACUGACCCCUUUAGGUCUUUACUUGUCAUGGCCUUCAUAAUUUGCAUCUUAAAUCGAUAUGAUUGCAAGAAAAUAAUUGUAUCUCUCGGGACUUGAUCUGGUACAUUGCUGGGCUUAUAAGUUCUAUGACAUCUUUCCAUACUGCUUGUUCCACUUCUUAAAUUGAUCCCCAGAAACUUAAAAAACUCUUCACAGUAACCUUCUAAAUUUGUAUUUACUACAGUCUCCGGAAUACCCCUAAUUCGGAGGUUAUUUCUUCUAGAUCUAUCUUCUAGAUCUGUAAUCUUCUCUUUCAGGCUUUCCAAUUUUUCCUCUAUUUUAAUUAUUUUGUCAGUGGUACUUUUUUGUUGUAUAAUUAUUUGAUCCGUUUUAUCUUCUAGAGCUUCUACCCUUCUUCCUAUAUUUUGGAUCUCAUUUUUUAUUUCUCUAGACUGCAAGUUUAUUUCUUCCUUUAUUUCUUCUAACUGGAUCUCCAAACAUUUGGAUAAGUAGCCAGCUGUGAUAGAUACAUUCUCUUCCCAUGAAUUGUCUGACAUUGUUUUAUCUGUCUCAGCUUCUUUAGAGUCUAGUAAUGGUAAUGAUUCUUCUUGUAUAGAUUUAGUAUUAUUCCCUUUAUUUAGUUGGGGGGGAAAAAAACCUGAAGCCCUCCUUUCUGUAACUGUUUUUUUUUUUAUUUUUUAUUUUUUUAAAGCUCUGUUUACUGUCUUGUUUUUUUUUUUGAGGCCAUAUUUUAUAGGCUUUUUUCAGCCCUUUUAUUAUUUUUUUUCUUUUCCCUUUCUUUCUUAUAUUACGUUGUCUCUUUUUUUUUCUUUUUUUCUUUCCUUUUUUCCUUCUCUUUUUCCUUCCUUCUUUCUUUUAUUUCCCCUUCCCCCUUCUUCUUCCUCUUUUUUUCUUCUCCGCCUUUCCUUUAAUUUUUUGGCCCCUUUUACUCUUCCAGUAAAUAAACUAGUCCCAGCAAUAUACCAGGUUCAUUGAAUUUUCAGAAGACAGUUAUUAAAGUAUGUUAUAUUAAGAAGUUAUAGUAGUAGUAAGCUAUAAUUGCAGACCGUUAAUACACACUAAAUAAUAAGUAACUUCCCUUAUCUUAGUGCCUUAGUGCCUAAUUAUAACAUAGGUGUUUAUCAACCAGCCAGUGUACUUAUCCAUUUCUCUGUUCCAAGAGUCCACAGAGGUCACUCCCCUAUCUCUUCUGCAACUAUCAGAGAAAGACCUAUAGGUCUUUUGCUUUUUCAACUAUGCAGGCAGGCAUCGGCUUCCUCUUCGUUCCCUCUCGGUUUCUCUUGCUAACCCUGCACCGCGACAAUCGCUGGGUUGGUCCUGACGGCUUCCCUCAUAAUGCCCUUCCCCACUCAGUGUCUCCAAUCCUCUGGCCAAGGGGAAAAAAAAAACCCGCGAGACGCGGCAUGCUUCCGUGAGCGCAUCUACAUCAUCUCCCUCAAUGGUAUUUGACCAAUUUCACUUAAUUUCACCCCUCAUUAUCCCACUACAAUUGGGAUGAAAAGCAAAAUUUUCCUUAGUCUUAAUGCAUGUGGCUAGCUAAAAAUAAUCUAAGUUAAAGGUUCUCAGAUCUACCUGUGGGCUAUCACACUAUAACAAUAUAUAUUUCCUCAUAUAAAUAUGUUUGCUUUUGUUUUGUAACACUAACCAGUGUUCAAAAUAAUAUCAUAUUCAUGACACACUUUAUAAACAUGAAAGACUUAAGGCAUUAUAUUUGAUAUGCUUUAAAGUGAAAUUUGCCAUUGUCUCACAGAUCGUAUGUUGGUUUUUUUAAAUUAUUCUUCCUUUGAAAAAGAGAAAUGUAUACACUUCUUAGCAGACAUCUGUAGUAUCAAGUUGGAUUUUACCUUUCCUAUAUUUAGUGUUACCAGAAAACUUGAUUACUAAACUAUACACAUAUAGUGUAGAGCUUUGUGGUUUAUUUUUCUGUAUGUAGGUCAAUAGCUGCAAGACAUUUAUGCAACAUUGGGUCGUGCUAUUGAAACUCAUGUUGAUAAAACAUAAUAAGACUCCGUACAAAUUUACACACCUAUUAGGCUAAUCAUACUCAAUAAAAAUGAAAAAAGAGCUACCUUGACUUUUGUAUUAAUUGAUUAUAAUGGAAUUAUAUGUAAAGUACAACAUGACUUUAAUGGUUAAUGUCAUAUAGAUAAUAUGCAGUGAUCAAUGCUAUUUACUAAAAUAAUGGUUAUAAAUUUAAUUGUUUAAGGGAAUAUGUUUGACAUUUUUAAGUAUGUUUAUUUUUAAAAUAUUUAAUGAAAUUGUAUAACUUCUUAUUUUCUAGGGAGAAGAUCCUAAUGCUACGCAACAUGGCUUUUUCAGUUAUACUAAUACUUCUUAUUAUAUCAUCAUCUGAAAUGAGUGAGUCUGAAUUUUCAUUGAUGAAUUCUUGUAAAUCACUUUGCUUUUGUGAGGAAAAGGAUGGCACACUGUUUGUGAACUGUGAAGGAAAACAUUCUGUUGAAUUAAUGGAGUUAACCAUACCACCAUCUCAAUAUUUGGAUAUUAAUCUCAUGAAUAGUGGUCUGUAUAAGCUGCAUAAGGAUGAAUUUUCAAGCUUUAGUAACAUCAUAUCACUUCACCUUGGAUUUAAUUAUAUCGAAGAUAUUGAACCAGGAGCAUUUAAUGACCUCCGUAUCCUUAAAAAACUUCACAUUAACCACAAUUCAUUAGAGAUACUUAAGGAAGACACUUUUAUGGGACUGGAAAAUUUGGAGUUUCUUCAAGCAGACAACAAUUUUAUUACUACCAUUGAAGUCAAUACAUUUAGCAAACUUAACAGGUUAAAAGUGCUAAUACUCAAUGAUAAUGCCAUUGAUUUCUUACCUGCAAAUGUUUUUCGCUUUGUACCCUUGACACACUUAGAUGUAAGAGGAAAUCAGUUGCAGACUUUACCAUAUGUUGGUCUUUUAGAACACAUAGGAAGAAUAAUAGAGUUCCAGAUCGAUGACAAUAGAUGGGUUUGUGACUGUGAAUUGUUACAGUUGAAGAUCUGGCUGGAAAACUUGCCUCAGCAAUCAACAGUAGGUGAUGUUGUAUGUUAUAAUCCUCCACAUUUGAAAGGGUCUAUUCUGAGAAAAUUAAAAAAAGAAAUGAUCUGUUCUACAUAUCCUAACAAUGAGCUCAUAGACUCUUCUGGACCAUUAUCGCUUAUUGGCACAGCUUCAGUCAUUGAUAGCCAUUCUCCAACAAAGAUAACAUCAGUUCAGAAAUCUCCUACAAAGGAAACCAUAUUUGCUUUUCCUAAAUCACCUACUCUGCUCCCAGACACACAUUGUCCAAUACCGUGUCACUGUUCUAGUCACACAUCAUCAGGAACUUUAAUCCAUUGCCAAGAACGUAACAUUGAAAGUGUGUCUGAUCUUGGGUCACCACCACAAAAUCCAAGAAAACUAUUUCUGGCAGGAAACAUAAUUCACAUGCUUUAUAAAUGGAACUUUAUUGAAUAUGGAAGCCUAGAAAUGCUUCAUUUGGGAAAUAACCACAUUGAAAUCAUUGAAGAAGCAUCCUUCCUAAAUUUGACUAAACUAGAAAAGCUGUAUUUAAAUGGCAAUCAGUUAAGAAGUUUAAAUGCAGGCAUAUUUAUUGGACUGCCAAAUAUUGAAUAUUUGUUCUUGGAAUAUAAUGCCAUCAAAGACAUUUUACCUGGAACAUUUUCAUUAAUGCCAAAACUUAGAGUUCUUUAUUUAAACAACAAUCUUUUGCAUACACUGCCAGACUACAUUUUUGCUGGUGUUCCCUUAGCAAAAUUAAAUCUUAAAACAAAUCAAUUUACAAUUUUCCCAAGUAAUGUAUUAGAAGACCUAAACUGGUUAGUACAGUUUGAACUUCAAGACAAUCCUUGGAACUGUAAUUGCAAUUUAGUUGAGCUUAAAAUCUGGAUACAAACGCAUAAACAUGCCAUUGUCAGUGAGAUUUUGUGCAAUGCCCCAAAAGAGCUGAGUAAAAUGGAUUUAAAAUCAUUACAUACGGAAACACUGUGCACAGAGUUCAUAAACAAUCAACAGAUUCCUACACAGUUAACUUUUAUCAACCAAACCUCUCCAAGUACCAUACCCAGUCAAGUUGAUAAUAUAUUAAAAUCACUUUCUGAUUACAUACCACUGUCUGUCUUGAUUCUUGGUCUCCUUAUAUUUUUAAUUACAGCUGUCCUCUGCUCUGCUGGAAUAAUUGUUCUUGUUUUACAUAAACGUCGCAGACACAAAAAGAAACAGGAAAAUGGAAACAUUAGAGAAACCAGUCCCGUCCAUAUUCAAUACAGUAUGUACGGCCAUAAAACCACACAUCAUACAACAGAACAACCAUGCUCAACUCUUUCUGAGCAGCAACUUACAAGUCCUGCCAUUCAGGUUUAUCAGAGUCUGCCAUUUAGCCAUAAACAAUCUGAACAAGAAAUAGAUGACGACAAAGAUGUCACAGACCCCCAAAAAAUGUAUAGAGGUCUUUUCAAUGAAGAAAGUAAUCCAAUGUUGGCUAAUUUAAAUAUGAAAUUCGGUGGCAAAGAUCAUUCUGCAGAAUUUCUGCCUUUCCAUGAUGCAAGUUAUUUGUACAGAAACAUAAUUGAAAAAGAAAAAGAAAUUCAACAGCUUGGAAUUGCUGAAUAUUUAAGGAAAAACAUCAGUAAUUUACAACCAGAUACUGAAGUACAUUAUCCAAGAACUCGCGAUGAGUUAAAAUUAAUGGAAACAUUUAUGUAUUCUAGACCACGGAAGGUUUUGGUAGAGCAGACUAAAAAUGAAUAUUUUGAGCUUAAAGCCAAUCUCCAUUCUGAACCGGACUAUUUGGAGGUCUUAGAACAACAGACUUAAACCAUCAUGACACAUUUUAAGAAGCUAUCAACUAUUUUGUUGCAAUGUAAAGUGCCUCACUGACUAGAUCAUUAAAACCAACAAAUAAAACAUAGCAGAUCUCAGGGAUACAUGUGCACAGAUGUACAGUGCCUUCCACUAAUAUUAGCACCUUUGGUAAAUAUGAUCAAAGAAUGAUGACAAAAAUAUUUUUUUAGAAUUUUUAUUGUUUAAUCUUUUGAUCUUUUUUUUCAUAAAAUACACAAAAAUACUCUGCUCUCAUGGAUGUCAAACAAUUGCAAACACAACACAGUUUUUUUUUAUUAAAAAUAAUUGUUAAAUAUAUAUGCACACAAUUAUUGGCACCCUUUUAGUCAAUACUUUGUGCCACCUCUCUUUGUCAAGAUAACAGCUGUGAGGCGGACAAUACAUGUCAAGAGAUCUGAGACUAUUCCUCCAUACAGAACCUCUCCAGAUUUUGAGGUCAACGCUGGUGGACUCUCUUUUUCAGUACACCCCAAGGUUUUCUAUAGACUGGAAUGGCCAUGCCAGGACCUUGAUUUUGUGGUCAGUAAACCAUUUUUGUGUUUUUUGAUGUGUUUUCUGAAUCAUUGUCCUGCUGGAAGAUCCAACUAUGGCCCAUUUUAAGCAAACCUACCUCUAUUUUUUGUUUUUUUCUAACCAUAGAACGCAAUCCCAUUUAAUGUUCUAGUAGUGUCUUGCAAACUGAAGACACUUGAUUUUUUUGGAUGAGAGUAGUCUUUUUUUUCUUGAAACCUUUCCAAACAACUUGUGGUGAUGUAGGUGAUGUUAGACUGAAGUUUUGGAGACUUUCUAACCCCAAGAUGCAACAAACUUCUGCAGUUCUCCUGCUGUGAUCCUUGAAGAUUUUAUGGCCACAUGAACCAUAUUCUUCACAGUGCAUUGAGACAACAUAGACACAUGUCCACUUUCAGAUUGAGUCAUAACGUUUCUAGUUAACUGGAACUUCUUAAUGAUUGCUUUGAUGGUGUAAAUGGGCAUUUUCAAUGCGUUUGCUAUUUUCUUAUAGCCACUUCCCAUUUACUGAAGUUCUUAAACCUUUUUUUGCACAACACAGCUAAGUUCAUUGGUCACAUUGUAAGGAAUAACUGAGGAAAUUUUGCCAAUGCGUUACCUCAUAUUUAUACACCUGAAAAAUCUUCAGGAAAAUCUUCAGGUGUAUUUUUAUCAUAUUAAUUCAUAGUGGUGCCAAUAAUUGUUUCACACAUAUAUUUAACAAAGAUUUUUUUUUAUACGCCUGUGUUGUGUUUGCAAAUGGUUUAUAGACGUUGAUGAGAGCAGAGUAUUUUUUGUGUAUUUUUUUAAACAAAAGGUCAGAAAGUUGAACAAUAAAGACUUAUUUUCACAGCCUUCUUUGCUCAUAUUUACUAAGUGUGCCAAUAUUAGUGGAGAGCACUGUGUAUUCAAUUUAAGAACCUUUGCUCUCUAUACAAGAAGUUGUCCUUUUUUUAAAAUAUAUAUAUUUACAUUUUGUAGAAAGAAAAAAAUCAAGUAUGCAUAAGACUUUGAAAAUAUUAACUGGGUUAAAGUAUAUUUGUUGGAAAUUCUAAGUGCACCAAUUGAUGUGUCUAUACCCUUUGUUGAUGCUUAUAAUCUUCAGUAGCAACAUGUACUAUGCUUGUACGAUACCACUUGGACAUUCAGAUUUUGUCAGUAAGUAUAUUAACCAAACACUCAAAAGCAAUUCACGUCUCACAUUUAGGCUUGUAAUAUAACAGAUUUUAUCAUUUGUAAAUAAGUGUUAUAGGAUUACAAGGUAAACUUGGAUUUGUGGAAACUAUAUUUUUCAUUGUAGGCAAAAAUAGCUGGAGCUGAAAUAGUCUUUAUGUGAACUAUUUUUCCAGCUCUGCUGUUUUAACAUAUAAUAUGCAGGUCAUGUGUCAAAAACACCACAAUUCCCAACUUAUUAAGAAAAAACAAAAAACACAAUACUGAUUAUUAUAUAUAUAUAUAUAGAUAUAUCAUCAUAAAGCACUGGCUAUUGAUUUUGUCACAAGAUUCAUCAGUAAAAAUAUGUUGAUAAAAAAACACUGAAAAUUAUUAAAAGUUUAAUGCUGUUUUAGUUUUGCAAAACUAACAAAACGGCUUAUCAAUGGAACCAGAAAAUUUAGUUUUUUAGGUUUUUUUGAUUAAUCAUAUAUCCUUGAAAAUUAAAAGUAUGGUAUGACUUAAAAUGAUAAAUUAGGGCUCAGUAAACCCUAUUCGUUUUUUUAAACAAACUGUCAACUCACCGUCACGUUUUGUUUAUUAUGCAAAAGCUUAAUAUACUUUUAUGUCUUGAAAAACAACACACCUUGUAAUUUAGUUAUAUAUGCACUUUAAGCUUUAGGUAGAGAUAAAUAUUCAAUUGUCAGAAUAUUAAGUCUUUAUUUUAAACAUAUUGUAACUUUUGAAGAUUUGCCAAUUUGUGAAUGCAUUACACAGAAGGAUAUUUGUUGUGAGUGAUUGCAAAGUACUGCACUAAAGAAUUAUUUUACAAAAUCAUAUACAGUGAAUUUUAUCAAUUAUUUAUUUCUUGCAAAUUGUACAUAUAUAUCUGCUCACAAAACUUUUGUACUUGGAGUGCCUUGAAAGACUUUUAAGAAAAUAAUAAACAUGUUUAAUUUAAAGUAAUUUCCUAUUUUUUUGUGGUAAAUUAACUGAAUGCUUACGUGAAUGUGAAUCUGUAACCCAUUAAGAACAUAGCUUCAGUUUGCUUGUUUUGUAGUUAAGGACUCAAGCUAUUUUUGCUUUGUGUGUGUUCUACCGCAAUGUCUAUCUUUCUCAUUUAUUGCACCAACACAUAUUAUAUACUGCUCUUUAAAGGACAAACAAGACUUUACUUUGUUGUGACUUAUAGAUAUAAAUUCUCAUUUAUUAUGAAAAAAAAAUGCAAAUCUAAAUGGAAAAAAAAAUCACACUUUUGGCAAUAAUAAUGUGUGCAUAAUUAGUGUGACUUAACGUGAACCCAUCAUGCAAAUUUUCACUUACCUGACAGCGAACCCUUAUACAUUGAAUACACAAUAUAUCACAAAGGUAGUAAAAUAUAGAGAUUUACUACCUCCAGGCCAUCCUCCGCUUUGCAUCCUCCCGCUGUCCUCUUUGAUUGUCCUGCUUGCAAAACAAGCAGGGCAAAGCCCAUUAAUAACAUCGGCACACUGCCUUAGUUGCCAACGUGCAGCACUGGAACGGACUGAUGUCACAUCACCCCGUUCCUAUACUCAAUAGCCAGCACUGGCUGGGAUGUUUCCAUAACAACCACAGUGUUGUUGUAUUCCAGUAGCAGUUACAGGCCACAAAAUAAAAGGAGUAAAAAAAAAAAUCAACGUGAAUCUAUUUUAAAAUUUGGUUUAUUUAUUUUGCAAGUUUAAUAGCAACAGAAAACCCCCCACAAAAUUACAGACUGAUAAAUAAUGGUAUUUUUACACUUUUUACAUAGCCAUCUAAGUGCCAGUAAUGUGUGUUUGUUUGUUUUUUGCUUAGUUUAUUUGCUACAUAAACAAUUUUUUUUGCAUUGUAUUUCAUAAACCAGAUAUGUACUGUUGUGUGCUGCUACAUAUUCUGAGUACUACAAUACAACCAAUGUAUGCCUUUACCACUAUCCUGUGAAGCUAUAGUGCCAUAUAACAGACUUGACUAUUUCAAUUAUUAUAGUUAGAAUUUUUGUAGGUAGAUUUAAUUGGACUAUUUUGCAUUUUGUGGCAUUAUAGCAGUUUGACAGUUACCCCUUAAACGCAUACACACCAUGCAAUGUGUCAUAUGGUAUAUUUUGAGCCUAAUUGUACAGUCAAUUUAACUAGCUUUUUUCAACGUUUAUGGUAUUAUGUUAUUUUUGUGGGGGGUGUUGCAUGCACAUUGCAAAGUAGCAAUAUUUUUUUUUUUACUUCGUUUGUGCUGCUGUAAUAAAAAUAAUCACUCAAUUGUGCACAGCUAUAUCUCUUGACUACAGACUGACCUCUUUCACAUAUCUUUGUCAAGCUUUGACAAGUAAAAAUAUAAUGCCAAACUGAUAACAUACCAGUGCAGUUUGUUUUUUUUAACAUGAAAAAUUGAAGAAUGGAUCUGUAGUGCAUUUAGGGAAAUUACGGUACCUCACACAUUUAAAUUACUCCAUUAAUGCAUACCAUUUCAAAUGUGGACACCUUGGG
Molecule: messenger RNA, 28633 nt
Organism: Pelobates cultripes (western spadefoot toad)
Lineage: Eukaryota; Metazoa; Chordata; Amphibia; Anura; Pelobatidae
Source: the annotation of a GenBank genome assembly